Messenger RNA from Paramisgurnus dabryanus, 1125 nucleotides. The record is from RefSeq and is a predicted model, not a curated record. Lineage: Eukaryota; Metazoa; Chordata; Actinopteri; Cypriniformes; Cobitidae.
AUGCAACAGCAGAGAUUUUGUUCACAAUCUGAUGGGGUCCUGUCCAGCGUGGCAGAACUUCCUUUGACAGUCACUGUUCCUCUCAUGAUGACUUCCAGUCGUAGUAUGCCUUCUAUCCCUCAGCCAUCUUCUGUAGCUGUUCCCGGGUGGAAGCGAAGGGUUCCAGAUGCCUGUGAAGUUCAUUGGGAUUCUGUAAAUGACCCUGCAAUAAAUGGGGGUUCUCAAGGCGUUAAUGAGGGCUGCGAACUGCAAGAUGCAGCAUUACUAGUUACACAGCCAGGGUUUGUAACACAGAAUACCUCUACAAAAUCUUCAAGACUUAGUCUUAGUCGGAAACGAAAGCAGUCCCGUUCUAUUACCCGUGAUAAAAGGGCAUGCCCUGACAAUGCACUAGUCUCUGAUGUGCAACCUCGGGAUACCACCACAGAUUUCAUUAAAACAGUUGAUUUCUAUACAGAAAACCUGUUAGGAGCUGGAGAUGUCACAAAUUCAUGGUCUGCAGCGUUGGCAAGUGUCUCAGAAGCUAACGGUGAUGCGAUAGUGCCGGUAGCUACUACCGUACUGACAUCUUCUUUGGACUCGCAGACAUCUGCGGCGGUUAAUCUGCCACGUGUGGUUGGAGCCCGUGUCGAGGAUGAAUCUUCUAUGAUUUUUGAAACAUCUCUACCUGCAAAUCAGGAACAUUUCAAUAAUGAGUUAUUGCUGGAAUUGAUAGCGCAAGUGAGAAGACUGACUGAAGACGUCGCAUCCAUAAAUUCAAGGUGUACAGCUCAAGAGGCAUUGCUGAGAAACCUGGCAGAAGGCAUCGCUGCCAUAAUUUCAUGGUCUAAAGAUCAACAGGUGUUAACCAGACUUAUAUUUGAAGCUCACCAGAAGACUUCUGAAGAACAAAACUUGGUGAACAGAAUGCUGCUUGAUCGAUUGGUGAACAUUGAAAAAGUCCAGAGAAAGGAAUUCGAUCUACAGGGAGGUACGGUAAUUCUACUUCAACAAGUUAAAGAUGCUGUUUCACACAAUAAUGGUUUAUAGUUGAAAUAAGUGUUGUUUUUGCUGGGUUUUUCCUACCAUUUUGCGGUGCUGUUUUUAAAUGUGUUUUUUAAAUAUGUUUUGGUUAUUUUUGUGAUG